UUCAUAUUUCUUUUAGUUCAGAAUGAAUAUUUCUAAAAUAUUUUUUAAAAAGGUUUUACAGGUUUUUUCAAUUUUUUAUCAGCUAAAAUCCAUCUUAAAAUUAAACUUUUUUGAACUAUGGCUUGGACAAGAGCUGUUUGGUUGGAAUAUUCUAAAGAAGGUGUUGUCAGUGAGUUUGAAAAUACAAUUCCAUCUAAUUGGAUAAAGAGUGGUUUUGUUUAUUGGCCGAAUAGAAAAGUGGAAUCUGCAGUUCAAAAACGAUAUGAUCCAACAGAUGAUUGGCUUAAAUUUAAACUGAAAUAUGUCAAAAUUACAGAUAAUGAUAGAGGUGUAUGUGACAAGUAUGGUGAUAAUGUUACUGCUGGAGAGACCGCUGGAGUAAUGGAUAUAAUAAAGUGUAAACAAAUUUCUCCAAAUAAAAAACGAACUGUAUUACCACUUCCUGUUCCUCCUACUAAGAAAAAGCGAACAACAAAAUCUAGUUUAGAUGUUACACAGUUCUUGGAUGACCAAGAUGAAAAUAGUGAAGAAGAGAUGUUUCUUAAAAAGAAAAAAAGGAUAAAUAUCAAAUCAAAAUGUUUACCACUUAAUUCAUUGCCAGGCAGUUCACAAAUUAGCAUGCCAAAAAAUAGUAAAAAAAUAAUAAAGCAUUUCAAUUGAUGGUAAUUCGGAAAUUAGAACAUAUCGAUACAAGGCUUGACGAUCUGUUUAGAUUAGUUUCUACUUUUAAUGAAAGUAAAGAUGAUGUUUAUCAUCUUCCCCAACCAUUUGCCGAGCUUGCAGAUUUGAUAACGUUUGAUGCAGGAUUGACGAAUCUUAAAGAGUUCAAAGCAUUUGUGAAAGAACUUUCUAGACUUGGUGGAAGCAGUGCAAAGAAAUGUGUAGCAAAUGUUUUAAACAGGUUAAUGGCAAAUAAACUGCAAGCAAAGUUUAAUUUGACUGGAUCUAAUACAAAACAAACAAAAAAGAUUGGUUUUCAAACUUUAAAUAUUUAUAGAGGUGUUAUUGAUGCAGUUACCCGGUCUUUUAAAAUAAAAAAACACGAUGCUCGAACAUAUAUUGCAGAUUGUUUGAAGUUUGCACCAUAUCGAUUGGACGGUGGGAAACGGGCAUUAAAUCAAAAUGAAACAGAAGUUUAUAAAGAUGCUGAUGCUUAUAUUUGCGAUGAAGAAAACGACGAUAUUUUAUCAAGAUCGUUUUAAAAAUAAUUUCAAUUUUGUAUCAUAUUUUGUUUUAAAAAUGUCUUAGUUAU
Messenger RNA from Hydra vulgaris (swiftwater hydra), 1252 nucleotides. Its product is annotated as histone-lysine N-methyltransferase SETMAR-like. Lineage: Eukaryota; Metazoa; Cnidaria; Hydrozoa; Anthoathecata; Hydridae. Gene Ontology annotation, molecular function: nucleic acid binding. The record is from RefSeq and is a predicted model, not a curated record.